Symbiodinium sp. CCMP2456 is the source of this 1060-nucleotide messenger RNA. NCBI's taxonomy places the organism in Eukaryota, Dinophyceae, Suessiales, Symbiodiniaceae. The record is from the annotation of a GenBank genome assembly.
GAAGAAGAGGUUCAACAACCACGAGAUUCAGCGACUCUACGGCCAGCCCGGUGGUCUGAUGCUAAAGCAGAUGCAUACAAAUUUCGUGCCGGAGCAGAGGGCGGCUGGGCUGCGAGCACAUCAGGCAUUGGACGAUGUCCACAUGAUGCGCGACGUGAUUUGCUGUGCACCUUAUUUGGCGCCUUCUCUUGCACAGGACAUCUCGCUUGCAGCCCAUGGCAGCGAGUUUCCGAAUGUGACCUACUCGGUCUGGCAACGGUUUCUGCAUCCCGUGCCUGGCAGCAAACCUUGUAGCCCCGCUCCUCCCGCUUGGUGCCAUCCUAUCGUUCAGAGCGUUCUGCUCAUGCAAGCAGGCACAAUGACAAGCACAAGCCCCGUUGGCACAGUGAACACAGCACCUCCGCCGCCACCGCAAUUUGCAGCUCCCGCCCUCCAACCGCCCCAGCAGCGCACAGCUCAGUACCCCUCCGAGCCCCGGCCGGAGGUCCAAGCCCAAGCCUGCCAGACUGUGUCUUCCCAGAGCAAGGCGGAGGAUCCUCCGAAUCCUCCAUCGCCAUCCCCAACCAGCGACAGCGACCGCCUUCCCAAGCAACAUGUGGCAGAUGCAGAAGAGAGCUCCGGAGGCGAAAGCCGUCGCAGUAGUUCCGGCAGCAUCGCCGGAGUUGCUGAGAACCACCCCAGCUCCAGCCAAGGCAAGGGCCCUAAGGGCACUGGCAAGGUGGAGGACAAGGGAAAGGGCGGAAAGGGUAAAAAAGGCAAACCCCAGGCCAACCAGCAGCACCAGCUCCGUUAUGCAGAAGGGUGGUGGGAUCCUGAUGCGAACAAUUGGGACCAGGCAUGGGCUGGUGCCUGGUGGGGCUACCCCAGCUACGCCGAAUAUUGGGCCUGGGCCGAUGGCUACGGACAGCAUCGGCCCAGGGGCCGGGGCAACCGCAACAAUCGCCGCCGGCCCGCCCAGAGACCGGCGAAUCAGGAAUCCGCAAGUGAAAAUGCCACAAACGAGCCUGCGCCGGAUGCACCCAAUCGCAGCAAGGAGAUCGGCACUCUUAAUUGGCAGUGA